Messenger RNA from Didymosphaeria variabile, 2880 nucleotides. RefSeq names its product sporulation-induced protein. Gene Ontology annotation, molecular function: protein phosphatase regulator activity; protein phosphatase binding. Gene Ontology annotation, cellular component: cytosol; nucleus. The record is from RefSeq and is a predicted model, not a curated record. Bases 1 to 2880 code for a protein of 959 amino acids. Lineage: Eukaryota; Fungi; Ascomycota; Dothideomycetes; Pleosporales; Didymosphaeriaceae. The transcript has 2 exons.
AUGUUUUGGCGCUUCGGCGGGUACGCGCAGCUGUCGUCGCUGGACAGCAUCCUCGACAAGCCCGACGUGACGGUUGAGGAGCUGCUGGACGAGUCAGACCUCAUCCAAGAGCUCAAGCAGCAGAAUUCGAAGCUAAUUGAAUAUCUCCGCGACGAAAAGGUCUUGGAACGGCUGCUGCGCUACGUAAUCGCCCCUCCGCCUCCGAUUUCGCCCAAAGAUGAAGCUCAGUCGGAAUCGUUAAAAAGUGAAGGCUUCUUUGGACGCGUUCGGGCGCGCUCAACGUCGGUCAAAUCCGAUCCGGGUGAUGGCGAAGAGAGCAAGGAGGAGAAGCAGCGCAUGAAGUAUGCAUAUGUGGCAUGCGAGAUCCUGUCUUCUGAGGUCUGGUCCAUAUCUGAGGCUGUGCUGGAGAACCAGGACAGUUUGCGACAGUUCUGGAACUACAUCAAGCAGCCCGCGCCGCUCGAUCCCGUGCAAGCUGGCUACUUCAGCAAAGUCAACGAAUCGCUACUGGAUCGCAAGAUGGAGGAGAUGCUCGAAUUCUUCAAGUCCAUCGACAACGUCGUAACCGAUAUGCUGCAACAUGUUGACUGUCCCAUGAUUAUGGACCUGCUGCUGAAGAUGAUCAGCUUGGAAAAGAGCGAAGGAGGUCAAGGCAUCGUAGACUGGCUACAGUCGCAAAAUCUCGUUUCGCAACUUGUUUCGUAUCUGGCGCCCGACCAGCCUUCCAACUGCCAGACGUCAGCCGGAGACUUCCUUAAAGCCAUCAUUACCAUCUCUGCAAAUGCCACGACCCAGGACACACAAGUAAUAGGACCCAACGAACUCACGCGCCAACUCGUUUCGGAGCCAUGCAUCAAGCAGAUGAUUGGGUAUAUGCUCCACGGCGGCAACCCGCUCACUGUUAGUGUCGGAAUUAUCAUUGAGGUCAUCCGAAAGAACAACUCUGAUUAUGAUUUGGAGAACCAGAUUGGCCCUGUACCCAAGACUUCUGAUCCUAUCUACCUGGGGACCCUUCUUCGGCAAUUCGCGAACCACAUUCCCCAGUUUAUGGAGCUGGUGCACACCACUAGGCAGACUAUAUCUAACAAGGACGGCUCGACUACCUCUAGGAAAAGGGAGCUCAAGACCGCUUUUGGCGAGAAGAUAGAACCGCUCGGCUUUGAUCGCUUCAAGACCUGCGAACUCAUGGCAGAGCUUCUGCACUGCAGUAACAUGGCUCUUUUGAACGAGCGCGGUAGCGAAGCUGAGGUCAAGAGAAGAGAUGCUGAGCGGGAACGGCUAAAGGCCGAAGGGAAAUUGACGGCGCGAGACCCUAAUGCCGGCGACUUUUCAACAAGCGUUGACAGCCAUGGUUUCCAUCACGCCCGGGCGCCGUCCAGUGAAUCGCCUGAGGAGAUCAAGCGACUCGAAGUGCAGAAUAACUCCGAGGAUGAUUUUGAGAAGGUUAUUGCGCCCGAAGCACCAUCGGAGGAGAAAGCUAAUAUCGACAAGGAACACGUUGGCGAGCCGCUGGAGAGAUCACCGAAAACCGUCCCCAAGGAAUCUGGUGUUGGUAAGCCUGAAGAGGGAGAAGGAGAGUUUGUUGACGAACCUCUUUCACCGGCCAAAGAAGCAGCGUCGCCUGCGAAGGACACAGCUUCGCCCGCAGAAGCCACGCCUGGUAAAGUUCCAGACGAUGCAGAGUCGCCUACCUCAGCUGGCCUUUCCGCUAAGGUGGGCGGUUUGGGGCUUGAUAACGAUACCGUUAUGGGCGACACCGAAGAGAGCCAGAAAUCAGAGGCGACAAAGGAGGAAAAGCCACAGCCACCUUCGCUUUUGACCCAGCAACUCACCAAGGCAGAGACGAGCGAGGCGGAAGAGAAGGACCUCUCGCCACAUCCGGAAGAUAAACCUGCGCCGUUGUUCUCUGGUAAGACCAAGGACACGGAAGCCGCUGAGACUCCCAAACCAGAUGCUGCCCGUUUUACGACAGGCGCAGCUGAAAGUGAGGGAUCAGAGAUCACGCCUAUUGAUGAGAGUAGUGAAACUCGAUCUGUACUAUUUGGUGGCGUGGAAGCUCAAUACGCACCUCAAUAUGAGAUCGAUGUAGAUGGCUCACCUGUGGUGGGUGACUUGCUCAAGAUUCAAUUCGUCGAGGACAAGGUCGUACCGACCAUCUUUGACUUCUUCUUCCGCUUCCCGUGGAACAACUUCCUCCACAAUGUUGUAUACGAUGUUGUACAGCAGGUAUUCAACGGACAGAUGGAGCGCGGCUACAAUCGCAGCCUCGCCAUAGACCUGUUCGAAACCGGUCGCAUCACCGAGCGGAUAAUCGAAGGCCAGCAGGCGAGCGACAAAGCUCAAGCAGAAACACAUAUGCGCCUCGGCUACAUGGGCCAUCUCACCCUCAUAGCGGAGGAGGUCCUGAAGUUUACCGAACGCCACCCUGCAGAACUUCUCUCGCAGUCGGUUCUCGAGAAGGUCAUGAGCCAAGCAUGGAUAGAUUACGUCGAACAGACUCUGGCAGAAACAAGAGAACGCGACAACGCAAUCCUCGGCGGCGUCCGUCCUGACAUGAGCGUCGGCCCUCGGCAAGCCGUCCUCAACGCGGUAAAUGCCCAAUCAGGCUUCGGUAACGACGGAGGCUCUUCACUUGCCAACGCAAAUAGCGGAAACAUCGGCCUGGACAGUAUGGAGCUUACCAACCCCGACAACGGCGGCGGAUACACAUUCAGCGGCGGCUCAUUACUCAGUGGCUUCACCAACUCGAGCGACGAGGAGGACGAGGAGAUGGACGAAGGGGGCGAAGAAAGGGAGCGCGAGCAACGGCAGCCUCCUGUGAGUGACUCGGAACAAGUGGGUGAACUCUCAUUUGAAGAUGUCGAGAUGGACUACCGAUAA